Molecule: messenger RNA, 1955 nt
Organism: Ctenopharyngodon idella (grass carp)
Lineage: Eukaryota; Metazoa; Chordata; Actinopteri; Cypriniformes; Xenocyprididae
Exons: 4
Coding region: 467-1435 (322 amino acids)
Source: RefSeq, a predicted model, not a curated record
ACUUUUGUUUGUGGAAUCUUCUACUUCGCCCUCGGUAUUUCCCCUCCGUGCCUUUGCCCGGGUAAAAUGCAUGGUACCCAGCGCACUGCUCCCAUUGCCAGAUGGGGGGCGGUGUACUGAAUGCUCUGGAUCAAACAUGUUAUGUUGAUGCUGAAAAGAAAAUUGAUAACGAUUUUGGUUUACAUGCAAGUAAUAACAACCAAUUUCAAAAAGAAAUAAGAACAAUGUUUCUCAAUGGAGUUAACUCUUACCAUCUGGACAACCAAAUUUUCAGGGAGUGCGACUUAGCCAAUCCGAUUGUUGAAGUGCUCGAUCACGUGACAACUCUGCCAACACUCAACCGUGGUAGGUGUAUCUGAUAACAUAUUUAGCCAAUGAAAUGAAAGUGCGCCAGUUUUUAAUUUUUGGGUUGUCUUGGACGUUUAAUUGACAAACAGUUAGCCUACUAGCUCGAUCUGGCGGCUUUAUGAAUUCACUGGAAAGAAAACUUUUGACAAAGGUUUAUGCUAGAGAAACUAAAAAAUCAUGUUUAAAAUUGAUAAAAUGGUUGCAAAUGAUUGGCUUGCUGAAACGCAAAAUUAAAUGCAAGAACUGUGGGCAUAAAAUGAACAUGGUUGCCUCCCAGACCAAGGAUUAUGUCAUCUGGGAGUGUCGACGUAAAAGAUGUGGACGGUUGAAAAGAAGUGUUAGGUCAAAGUCACUCUUCUCACAAUCACACUGCAGUCUAUUCACAUGGAUGAAGUACAUACAUAGAUUCGCACAGGGUUUACAUCUACGGCAAGUAGACAUGCUUCAAGAUGGCAUUGCAAAGAGCACAGCAACACUUUCUAUGAUGUCAAAGAAACUCAGAAGAAUUUGUGUAAAAAGCCUGGAAAAGCACAGAAAGAAAAAGAGGCAAAAAGUUGGUGGAGUUAAUGUCAUAGUUCACAUUGAUGAGAGCAAGUUCUGCCAUAAACGCAAGUAUGCAAGAGGACGCUUUGGUAACACCUGGAAGAGAAAGAGAAUAUGGGUUUUUGGUAUACUUGAAAUCAAAGCUGCAAGCAGACGUCCAAUUCUUCGCCUUGUGAAAAAAAGAAACAAGGAAACCCUUGUUCCAAUCAUCAAAAAACAUGUAAAAAGAGAAAGUCUUGUAGUGAGUGAUGAGUGGAGAGCAUACACCAGCCUUUCUCAGGAGGGCUACAAGCAUGUGAGAGUCAACCACAGCCAGAAUUAUGUAGAUCCUCAAACAGGACUACACACUCAAAACAUUGAGAGAGCGUGGCAGACAUAUAAGAGGGAAAUUUGGCGUAUGCGGGGGAAUCGGUCUGAGAAGGCCUUAAAAAAACAGCUCUGCUUCAUUGAGUGGACUUACUGGUUAGCCAGAAGACAUAAACAUGGUGUACUUGGAAGACUUCUCAAGGACAUAAGGAAUGUAAGUAACCACAGAUCAGUUUAAGACCCCCUUACUAUCAUGAAAGGCAGAAUUAAUUAAUUUUUAUUUUCAUAUUUUACAUAUUUUUUGUUAUUUUAUUUUAUUAUUUUUAUUAUUUAUUUUAUUUUGCUUUGGUGUUGUUGGCCUAGGGACAAUAAAUUUGAAUUGAAGUUUUUUUUUUUUUUCCCCUACAGUUCAUCCAAUAACACUGCAUAGUAAAGACUUUCAUUAAUUGUAGUGGUGGCAGUGCAGUGCAGCAUGUUAGUUAGUUUGUUUGUUUUUUCAUUUCAUUUUUGCUACACAUAAUCACAGUUCAGAUCUGAUAGCCUUAUGAUAAGCCUCUCCUUCUUUUUGUAUGUGAAAUCAAACCUAUGAGAUUUUGUACACAUUAUUUGUAGUUCUGCAAUGUCUCUUUAGACACAAUGUAAUCUUCACCACAUUAAUAAUUAAUAAUUAACAAAAAUAAACAUUCUAUAAAGUUAUGCAGUGGAUAAAAGUGCAGAGCUGAGGGUGAAGUUACGCUCUAAACAUUAUUUGUGUUUGU